AUGCGACGAGCAUGCGCUCACCUGCGCUUCGCCAUCUGCGACCGCGGGUCCCGAGCUCCAAGAUCGAUUCCCGCCCGCCACGCGCCGAACAAUCCGAUGGAGACCCGUAGCGGCGAUCGGUCGCUGGGUCUCACGACGGAAGCGAGCGCGAGCAAAGGAGCGCAGAGGGAGGAGGAGGAGGAGGUAGAGGAUGAGAAGAGAUCGGCUCCGGUUCCGCCGCCGCCGCCGCCGCCGGAGGUGCCGUCGCCGGGAGAUUGCUGCGGCAGCGGGUGCGUGAGGUGCGUGUGGGACGUGUAUUGCGAGGAGCUCGAGGCUUACAACAAUGGCCUGCGCAGAGAUGAAGCAUCUGGUUCCGAUUCCAACCCGUCUUGA
Syzygium oleosum is the source of this 372-nucleotide messenger RNA. RefSeq lists its product as uncharacterized. The coding region runs from base 1 to 372 and encodes 123 amino acids. The transcript has a single exon. NCBI's taxonomy places the organism in Eukaryota, Viridiplantae, Streptophyta, Magnoliopsida, Myrtales, Myrtaceae. The record is from RefSeq and is a predicted model, not a curated record.